Messenger RNA from Mesorhabditis spiculigera, 207 nucleotides. NCBI's taxonomy places the organism in Eukaryota, Metazoa, Nematoda, Chromadorea, Rhabditida, Rhabditidae. The record is from the annotation of a GenBank genome assembly.
AUGGACCUGCGGAUAUGGUUGUUCACGAUAUUCUGCUGUCUGCAUCCGGUCUGCGGGCAAUAUCGAAUAUUCAGCAUCGAUGCGCCGUCGAAAUGGCGACUUCGAGAGUUCUCCGGCCGAGCUGCGCCUUACGAGGUGAAUGUCCCGCUUAACAAACUGCCCAACGACGAGCGUAUCAACGAAUUGUUGCGGAAAACGUGGUUGGGU